GUGACAGCAUACAGCAGCCUCAGCCUUCUCUGCGCCCCUCUGGAGGCCUGUGGUCAAGCUGCUGAGGGGCCUGGGACUAGACUCUAUGGGAGGGGCACUAGGCCCUGUGUACAGCAGCCCCCCUGUGGAUCCAGCUGACUAGAGGCCAACAGGCUGCCAGCCUUCAAGGCUACUGAGGCCACUGCCCCCACAUCGCUGUAAUGGAAACUUCUCAGCUGCUCUGUGUGCACCAGCUCGGGUUCCUGCCCCAUGUGGGGCUCUAAGAGGCAGCAGAUCGCAGGACAAGGCAGGUGGGCAAGCGCUUGCAGGACACAGGAGCCAGGACCAUGUUCCAGUAAAUGAGGUCUGCAGCUCGAGUCUCCCGCCCUAAUUCCCACCCACGGACACGCCAUCCAACCAGAGAAAAUGAGGGGACCACGUGGGGCUCACAGCCUCCCAGGACCGAGAGGGAUGGUGACAGGAAGUGCCCUCCCUCUAUCCUGAGACCCAGACGGCAAGAAUGUGGAUAUCACGGGGGUGAGACACAGAGAACCACCAGGCAUGUGCGGUUCCGAGAGCCCCUGGAGGUGGCUGUCCACUACAUCGCCCGCAAGGACACAACAGCCGCCAUCAAAGUCCCCAGCCGAUCAGCUUCCCAUGGUGGCUCUCUGCUUCAGCCAGCAUCCUGCAGUGGCUCCUUAUUCCUGUGGCUGAUUCUGUGUGUUCUGCUUGGAGUGGUGCUGUGCCUGUACUGUGGCCAGGCCAAACAUGUCACAGUAGCCCUGGAGGACCUCUGGGCUCAACUCCUCGUCCUAAUCUUGCGCCUGUGGCAUGUGGUCCUUGCCUGUUGGCACUGCCUCCUGCAGCUCCUGACGCAUGACUGAAUGGUGAUUUCACCUCUGGAAAGCACUGGAGCAAGUUGAUGCUGUUGGGGACCCGGAGUGGUUUGGGGGAUUGUGCAUGGUGGGGGAGCCCAGGUAUUAAGGCUAACCCAGGACAGAGCUCUGUUACCUGAUUCUUGACAAACCCAGGAACUCCAACAGGCUGCUGGACAGGUUUAGGUGGGAAAAGAGGGAGGCUCUGGUUUGACGAUACAGGCAUCUCCUACUCCAGUCAGCACGGGCUGGGAUCUUGGGAUUUUAAGACUGAAUCAGAGAAAGAACUCAACUAUUAUAGCUGAGGGAUUCCUAUGUUCUUGCCCAGUCCUCCGUCUUGGGAGCCAUAGCCUGGAUGUUACCAUACAUAGCUCUUUGAGUGUGAGCUUCCCCUGCCUCUGAGGGGUGCUUGGGAAGGCAAGCCCCAACCUCCUGCUGCUUUGAGGACUGGGCCCAGUUUUUGCUACACUAUCAGGAGAUAGGGUGCCUCCCCCUGCAGUUCAUGGAGCCCGUGAGAAUCGUGGUUUUUUUCUCUGAGCCCCAGGUCUGAAUUCCUCCACUUAAUACCAAGCUCAGUCAGGGGUCACUGUGGUGUGGGAACAGAGUCCAGCUCUGAACCAGUUGCUCUCAGAACAAGUGUGGCACCAAGGUCCUACUUCUGGGGUCACACACAAGCCCACCAGCUGCAGGACCUGUGAGUCUCCUGAACCCCUGGAAACACAAUUCUAUUACUCAUGUUGAAAGGCAAAGGGAAUCAAGCACAUAGGAACAGCUUCAGGACAUCCUAGAUCUGCCUGGAGGGGGAGCCCUGAGCACAGCAGGGAGGCCCAGUCGGACACCAGGAGGAUCCACCAGGGGGACCCUGCACCACCCUGGAACAAACAAAUAAGCAAGGUUUGGUGGCCAGGGUGAGACCUGGGGUUGUCUUCUUAAGGUGCCCCUCGACUUAAGUGGGCAGAUGGAGAUCCCAUAUUAAAAUACCUGCAGCCUCUUCAACCUCGGGAUUAUUACAAAAUGAGCAGAGUGAGACACUUGUUGAGGAAUCUCCCCCAGGUCCAAACACAUUAGUCUAGGUAACAGAACACACCUCUACCCUUCCACCCACUCUCCCCCACAGCCCAUAGGUCUCUUGCAGCUGACAUUCACAAGAAGCUAGGGGGACCCACCAUGCCUCCAGGACUACAUCCUCCCCAGCAAGACAUGCCAAGACUCCCAGAUCACUGAGGUGCCAUCUGCCCUUCUCUGGCCUUCAGAUGCCCCAUAGAGUGAUUUCCAGCUACAAAAUUUGGGGGCACGGUAGGGGAGAGUCCAGUGGAGAGAAACCCUGCUUCUAGAAGCGGUCUAAUAAGGAAAACCUGCAAAGGCACUCACCAGGAUUGGCCCUCAGCAUGGUUACUGUUGCCUGCACCAGUCCAUCUACCCCAGGACCUGUUCCCUCCCAUCCUACCCUGGCCAAAGACAGGCUUGCUAUUGGCUUGUAUUCCAGAGAUGGAAACAGACACUUAGAGGUAAGAUAACAGAGCCCCAGACCACCCUUCCAUCCCCAAUUCUGAGAGCGGAUGCCCUUCAGGAGGGGGAUUGGUCACCCCAUGUUUGACAAUGGAGAGCCAGGGCUUCCCACCUCAGAGCCAGCAUUUGCUGCAAAGGCCACAGAAGAAGUAUGCUCCACUCGCUCUCUAAGGGCCACAAAACUGCCCCAGCUAGUCCUGGGUUUUGCUUUGCUUUGUUUCAUUUUUACAGUGCAAACCCAGCACAGCUAGGCAGAGUCAGCCACUGUUAUAUCCCCAGCUUUAUUCUGACUUAGAAUAAAUGUUCAAAGACAUACGCA
Grammomys surdaster is the source of this 2682-nucleotide messenger RNA. It is a transcript of the gene CUNH14orf180, whose product is annotated as chromosome unknown C14orf180 homolog. The coding region runs from base 339 to 863 and encodes 174 amino acids. Lineage: Eukaryota; Metazoa; Chordata; Mammalia; Rodentia; Muridae. The record is from RefSeq and is a predicted model, not a curated record. The transcript has 5 exons.